Messenger RNA from Oryza brachyantha (malo sina), 1599 nucleotides. Its product is annotated as aluminum-activated malate transporter 1. The coding region runs from base 20 to 1402 and encodes 460 amino acids. The transcript is spliced from 6 exons. Lineage: Eukaryota; Viridiplantae; Streptophyta; Magnoliopsida; Poales; Poaceae. Gene Ontology annotation, biological process: malate transport. Gene Ontology annotation, cellular component: plant-type vacuole membrane. The record is from RefSeq and is a predicted model, not a curated record.
UCCACAACUUAUCAUUUUCAUGGCCAUCAUGCAUUCUGCUGCCGUGGAGGCGGCGGCGGCAGCGACGGAGCACCAGACGAACGCCGGAGUGGUCGUCGGCGGUGGGGGGUGGCUGGCUGGUUGCUGGGCGCGGCUGCGAGCGCUGCUUGAGAUGGUCGGGCGAUGGGUGGCCGGGUUCGCGAGGAAGGUGGCGGGCAUCGCCGCCGACGACCCGAGGAGGGUGGUGCACUCGCUCAAGGUCGGGCUGGCGCUCACGCUGGUGUCCGUGCUCUACUACGUGACGCCGCUCUUCAAGGGCUUCGGGGUGUCCACGCUGUGGGCCGUGCUCACCGUCGUCGUCGUCAUGGAGUACACCGUCGGUGGCACGCUGAGUAAAGGGCUGAACAGGGCCUUCGCGACGCUGGUGGCGGGGUUCAUCGCCGUCGGGGCUCAUCAGGUGGCCAACCGCUGCGGCGCACAGGGAGAACCGAUACUACUCGCCAUCUUCGUCUUCUUACUAGCGUCGGCGGCGACGUUCUCGCGGUUCAUCCCGGAGAUCAAGGCGAGGUACGACUACGGGGUGACCAUCUUCAUCCUGACCUUCAGCCUGGUGGCCGUGUCGAGCUACCGGGUGGAGGAGCUCAUCCAGCUCGCGCACCAGCGGUUCUCCACCAUCGUCGUCGGCGUCGCCACCUGCCUCUGCACCACCAUCUUCGUCAUGCCCGUCUGGGCCGGCGAGGACCUCCACAAGCUCACCGCCGGCAACCUCGACAAGCUGGCGCAGUUCCUCGAAGGAAUGGAAAUUGAAUGCUUUGGAGAAAACGCUUCCGCUGAGAAUUUGGAGGGCAAAACCUUUCUCCAGGCGUACAAGAGCAUACUUAAUUCAAAGGCCACUGAAGACUCUCUGUGUAACUUUGCCAAAUGGGAGCCUGGUCAUGGCAAAUUCAGCUUCAGACACCCUUGGAGCCAAUACCAGAAGAUCGGAGCUCUUUCUCGCCAGUGCGCUUCCUCUAUGGAGGCUAUGGCUUCAUAUGUCAUCACACUGACAAAAUCUCAGUAUCCUGAAGCAAAUCCUGAGCUGUCCCUGAAAGUCCGAACAGCAUGCGGUGAGAUGAGCUCACACUCUGCUCAGGCCCUCCGAGAGCUCUCAGCAGCAAUUCGAACAAUGACAGUGCCAUCUACAACCAAUAACUCCAUGUCUGCAGCCAUCAAAGCUGCCAAAGCCCUUAGGAGCGAAAUAUCAGAGGAUAAAGCUCUGCUGCAAGUGAUGCAUGCGGCCGUUACUGCAUCACUUCUUUCAGACUUGGUUACACAAGUAAAGAAAAUUGCUGAAUCUGUUGACAACCUAGCACGGCUUGCCUGCUUCAAAAUACCUGAAAAAUCUCAGAAAGACGUGGUCGUGGUCAUCAAUAUCAUGAGUUGACAGAAAGGGAACGUCAGGAGCACCAAUACUAAAUGGAACAAAUUAGUACGGCCUGCGAUUUUAUUGUGUACAGAGCAAGUGACUAAUUCUUCGAUACUAGAAGUAAUUAUGAUGCUGAACUGUAAUAAUAAAACGUUGCAGGCUUCUGUAACAAAAACUACUAUAAGCAGAUAUAUAUAAAUGGACGGUUUUCUUCU